Molecule: messenger RNA, 1869 nt
Organism: Daldinia decipiens
Lineage: Eukaryota; Fungi; Ascomycota; Sordariomycetes; Xylariales; Hypoxylaceae
Product: XPG domain containing-domain-containing protein
Exons: 2
Coding region: 1-1869 (622 amino acids)
Source: RefSeq, a predicted model, not a curated record
AUGGGUAUUCGUGGGUUUACCCAAGGCAUACAACGAUUUGGAGUCUUCUCACCAUUAAGUGGUGAUACCGUCGUUAUUGACGGGCCAGCUCUCGUUCACCGCAUCUCUGACGCAGUCUGCCGCCAACGGCCAUCUACAAGCGGAUUUGCCUGCCAACCCCCAUACUCCCUCCUUAGCCGUAUGGUAAUAGGCUGGCUUGACGAGUUAAAGAACCACAAUGUAAAUGUAAGGAAGAUAUAUUUUGAUGGAUACUUGCCUCCAAGCAAGUGGCAAGUGAGACAAGAGCGGCUCGUAAGCCAGUCGCAGAGCAUGAAAGCAUUGGCGUCUUCUCGGCCAUUUGGGUCACCUACGACACCAGAAGGCGCGUUUAGAGACGUAAGAGCCAAUACUACCUUAACACGGAUUUCCUCUCGAUCUUUGUUAGAUGCAUUACCAAAACCCGCUUUUAUGAUCCCGGCGGUUCUUGAGGCUUUAAAGGCCAGUGAAGACUGGGGUCCGUUGGUCGUAGUCGUCCCUGGAGAAGCUGAUAUAUUCUGUGCGCAAGAUAUUCGAGAGAAUGGUGGCACUUUACUAACAAACGACUCCGACUUACUCAUACAAGAUCUUGGGGUUAAGGGGUGUAUGUCAUUCCUUUGGGACGUCAUUCCAGUCGAUCCUGACUCGAAGGAAUCCGGUAUGGUAGCAAUGAAGAUAUCGCUUCAUGAUAUCAAUGACCGGCUAGGCUUGACAAAUCUUGGCGGUCUGCCUCGAGUUGCCUUCGAAAAGCAGAAGGGCUGGAUGAGCUUUGACGCAGCUGUACAGAAAGUACGGAACAGUCAUGAAGAUACGCUACAUUCCCCGGAGUAUCAGGCUUUUGUGGACGAGCUUCAAGGAAAGGAAUAUAUGCCAAGCCACCACCCGGUGUUUACUAUGCUUUCUAGCCUAGACCCAAGAAUAUCGGAAGUCGUCGUUCAAAUUUUACUUUUAGAGCAGAUGGAAGAAAACCCUACGGAAUCAGAUGACCCUGCGGAAUUAGAUGACCCUACGGAAUUAGAUGAGAAGACAUUGCGAGGUCCAGAGACACUUUCCAUAUUCCUUCCAGUCAUGGUUGAAAAUCAUGAUAAGAGAAGCGCAUGGACAAGUAGCACAAACAUUCGCCAAAUAGGGUACAGUAUCCUCCAGAACUUAGCACGUCAAAGAUACAACAAAAUCAUCGAGUAUCGUACCUUGGAUCCAUCGACGUCAUUGACCGGGCGACAAAUUGAGAUUCCUAACUUCGAAGAGACGGCUGACAAUUGUACUCAACUUGUAACAGUUCUGGACAAACUAGCAGAGGCCUUGCCAUCUUCGUUGCAGUGGCUGGCGUUUGCGGUAUAUCAGGACAUUGAAUGGUCCACGUCAGAACAACGCCCCUCUCUAUCAGCUACACUCGUCAACAAAAUAAUUAACGGGUCUAAAUUUCUGGAGGAAUACUCGUGGGACUUGAUACAUUUCACAGCCCAAGUCCAAGCCUGCUUAUACUCGCUGAGGAUAGUUAAACAGAUCUUAGACGUCGUUGUCUCUACAUCUACAAGUCAAGAUCUCCCAGCGCCAGCGCUCCAACUACACAACCGUCUCACACUAGUUCCUCUUAUUGGGGAAUGGCCUACUAUUGAACACAUGUCUGAUCUAAUGUCUAAGUUCGGUAAUGCAGAGGGACUCCGAGUCAUCACAGACAUGCUCGGAAUCCCAAGUAUCGAAAUAGCAGGGCCUUCUGAGGAUCCUACAGGGCCGAGAGAAAGACAGAAGCGAGAUACCGAGCUAUUGCCGCGCAAUGGACGCCAAAGAGAUAUCAAAAUAUCACCUUCUAUCAACCCUUAUGCCAUCCUCAGCCAAGAGUGCGAAGACUAA